Molecule: messenger RNA, 737 nt
Organism: Cydia fagiglandana
Lineage: Eukaryota; Metazoa; Arthropoda; Insecta; Lepidoptera; Tortricidae
Gene: mRpS26
Product: small ribosomal subunit protein mS26
Exons: 2
Coding region: 98-736 (212 amino acids)
Cellular component (GO): mitochondrial small ribosomal subunit
Source: RefSeq, a predicted model, not a curated record
UGUCAAAUAUAGGUUCUGUUUAGGUUAUGUUAUGAGAUUGUUGUAGUGAAAUAGAAAAGAAGAAUAAAGUAUACCUUUAAAAACCAACAGAUUUAAAAUGCUUCCCCACAAUUAUCUUUUAAAACGCACACUUCCUAUAGUGGUUCAAUGCGCAGGUGCUCACCGAAAACCCCGCUGGCUUCCUGUCGCAAAAAGCAAAAUUUACCGAAUCCCAAAGCGCCCAGAGUUAUCAGAGGAGGAACGUAUAGAGUUGCUACGAAUCAACAACAAUUAUCACACACAAAUGCGGGCUAUACGGCGUUUUUAUCAUGAAGAAAUGAUUAAAGAGAAGUCUACAUUAGAGAGUGCUAGUUCAGAGAUGUCUAUCAAAGUGGAGGCUGAGGAAUGGGAGCGGUGCAUCAAGGUGAACGAGGAGUGGAACGCUACGGUGGCCGCGGAGCGGGAGGAGCGCCGCAAGCAGCAGCUGGCGGAGCGGGAAGAGUUCAUCCUCUCCCGAAUGCAGAAAAAAGAUGAGUUAAUGAGGCAACGCAUUGAAAAGGCGUCACAGGAGAUUAGAAAACAGAAGGAAUUAAGUUCCACAUUCAUCACCCCAGAGACCCUGGACGAGGCCAUCGAGAGAGCCCUGGCCAACCCUAUUGACUACAACUUUGCCAUUGACCUGCAGGGCAACCAGAUACCUGGCAGAGAAACACCAGUGCCUACCAAGGAAAAAGCAAAAGCUGCUAGUACAUCAUAAU